CCCAAAGCCAGAUAAUAAAGAAAGAGACAGGAAAAAAGACAAGAGCGAAGAAAAGAAUACAAGAGGAAAAUCCCGCACAAUGCAGAUCACCAAGGCGAUCCUUAUCGCCCUCGCCCCCGUCCUCGCCGCGGCCUGGGAGUCCCCCAGCUACGACGGCAUGACGCGGGUGUGGCAGGACACCUUCGCAGGCGCCGGCGGCAGCCUGCCCGACGAGUCACGCUGGAACGUGCUCAACACCAAGCUCAACGUCAACAACGAGCUGCAGACGUAUCGGCGCAGCGCGCGCAACGCCCAGCGGUCCGGCGGCGGCAGCCUGCAGCUCGUGCCGUGGAAGGACGCCUCGGUCGACGGCGGCUGGACCUCGGGCCGUGUGGAGAGCAAGUACACGCUCACGCCCGGGUCGGACAAGCUAACGCGCGUCGAGGCGCAGCUCCGCUUCGGCCCCAACGACGUGUCGCAAAAGCAGGGGGUAUGGCCCGCCUUCUGGAUGCUGGGCGAUUCGAUGCGCCACGGCACCCCCUGGCCCGCGUGCGGCGAGCUCGACAUCAUGGAGACGGUCAACGGCGUCCUGUCGGGCCACGGCACCACCCACUGCGACGUCUACCCGGGCGGCGUCUGCAACGAGGGGCUCGGCAUCGGCGCCACCGUGCCGCUGCCCAACCAGGACUGGCACACGUGGCGCCUCGAGGUCGACCGCCGCGGCAAGCAGAGCUGGCGCGACGAGACCAUCACCUGGUACAUGGACGGCCGCCAGUUCCACCAGAUCUCGGGCGCCCGCAUCAACAACGAGCGCGUCUGGACCUCGCUGGCCCACAGCCCGCUUUAUAUAAUCUUCAACGUCGCCAUCGGCGGUGAUUGGCCCGGCUACCCCAACGGAAACACCCAGGAUGGCUACGGCGCCAUGAUGGAGGUUGGCUAUGUGGCGCACUACUCCAGCUAGAGCGCGCCACCUGCCGUCACAGCCGACCCUGUGCCUUAUAUCGUCCACGUCCAUACCUACUGCCUGAGCACCUAGGUGCCUACCAACCUACCAGCCUAUCUAAGCGGUUACUUUCGUCAACAGCCUUGCCAUUUACAUACAAGUCAGGCGGCCACUUCUCUUUUUUUUCUUCUCCCGCUGCUUACUCAAUAUCUUUCCUUCUCGUACACAUACCCAUUGCCCCUCUUCCGUCGGGCAUAUUCGAUCCCUUUUUUUUUUCCACAUUUCCCU
Messenger RNA from Gaeumannomyces tritici R3-111a-1, 1210 nucleotides. RefSeq lists its product as hypothetical. NCBI's taxonomy places the organism in Eukaryota, Fungi, Ascomycota, Sordariomycetes, Magnaporthales, Magnaporthaceae. Bases 80 to 940 code for a protein of 286 amino acids. Gene Ontology annotation, biological process: carbohydrate metabolic process. The transcript has 2 exons. The record is from RefSeq and is a predicted model, not a curated record. Gene Ontology annotation, molecular function: hydrolase activity, hydrolyzing O-glycosyl compounds.